UUACCUUUUUGCCGUCUUCUGAUGUCCGUCCAGUUCAGAGACGUCCUCUCAGCUCUGUCCUUCUCGUCCCUUGUCUGGCCAUCCACAUCCAGUGCGUUGCGGUUCUUGGUAUCGUGGAGCUCUCGGAGAUGAGGAGGUCGUCUCAGGGAAUGAUGAGUUUAAGCUACGAUGCGGGCAGCGGGAGGGGGUUGUUGGCCCGCUACGCGAAGGCGAAGCCGAGGCCGUCCAAGUGGGACGACGCGCAGCGGUGGCUCUCCUCCCGGACGCCCGACGACGACCGGCGCCGGAGCUCCUGCGCCGACGACCGGAUGCUGCUGCCGUCAGCGUCGCAGAAGGGGAGGCACUCAUGGGGUGCCGCGGACGGCGACGCGACCGUGGGGGUGGGGCUCGGCGCGCGGGACGACGGGGAGGCGGAGACGGAGACCAAGAGGGUGGACUCCGUGCUGGCGUACGGGCAGCAGAGGUGCCUCUCGCUGCGGGACGUCGGAACGGAGAUGACGCCCGGCGGGAGCAAGGAGCCAUCCCGGGCGAACACUCCUCGCGCCACCGCCCUGGCGGCCGCCCCGCCGACGGCCGCAGCGAGCCACGCGAUCCACGCGCUGCGGCACCGGCCGGGUUCGACAGAAGGCGGAUCACCGGGCCACAUUGCGGCGGACCGCUGCGCGGCCAGCGAGGGCACCGACACCGAGGUGCGUAAGGAAGCGUGCGCUGUGCCGAUGGCCGUGUCGCCCGGCACGGCGUGGGACGCCGCGGAGCGCGCCAAGCACAUGGCCAGGUAUCGGCGCGAGGAGAUGAAAAUACAAGCCUGGGAAAAUCGCCGACGGCAAAAGGCCGAGCUGCAAAUGAAGAUGACAGAGGCUAAGGCGGAGAGGAUGAAACUGCGGGCGCAGGAGAAGACGGCGAGCAAGCUGGCCUCGGCGCAGGCGGUGACCAGGGAUAAGCGAGCUCGCGCGGAGGCCAAGCUCAACCAGCGCACCGCGCGGGUCGAGGGCAAGGCGGACCUCCUGAGGCGGGGCGGGCACCUGCCGUCCUCCUCCGUGUUCUCGCUCAAGUUGCCGCUGCUGUGCAGCUGAAAGGUUCCUGGAGAUCGAGGGCGCGUGGCGGGGCCCAGGUUCCCGGCGGCCGGCGUUGGUUGACGGGGGUGACUUUUUGAAAAUAUAAUAGCAUUUUUAAUUUAAUUUAAUUUAUUUUUUUUAUAUAAAUUGAAUGAGAAUGGAUGCAAAUA
Molecule: messenger RNA, 1225 nt
Organism: Phragmites australis (common reed)
Lineage: Eukaryota; Viridiplantae; Streptophyta; Magnoliopsida; Poales; Poaceae
Product: remorin-like
Exons: 3
Coding region: 129-1073 (314 amino acids)
Source: RefSeq, a predicted model, not a curated record